This is a messenger RNA of Funneliformis caledonium, 1617 nucleotides long. NCBI's taxonomy places the organism in Eukaryota, Fungi, Glomeromycota, Glomeromycetes, Glomerales, Glomeraceae. The record is from the annotation of a GenBank genome assembly.
AUGUUAUCAAAUAAAGAAAACAAUGAAUUACAACAAGAAGAUUUUAAUAGCGAUGUUAUUAAAUUUCCACCAGAAUUAGAAAAUUCGAUUAGUGAAAUAUUACAGACUAAUGAUCUUAUAGAUAAUAAUGAUUUUAUUCCGAUAGAAUAUAUUAAUCAAAUGCUUCCCAACGAAUAUGCAUUGGCAUCAAUCGAUGAAACGACAAAACGGCUUCAGUAUAAAAUGCGUCAGUUGGAAGGGGAAAUUCAUGAACAUACUAGAUUACAAACAAAUGGAGGUCAGCAAGGUUACGAAGAAGUAGCCGAAGCAAAAAAAGCUAUUGAGGAAUUAUUUAAAAGGAUUAGACAAAUUAAAGAAAAAGCUACUCAAUCCGAAAUCAUGGUACAAGAGAUCACUCAAGAUAUCAAGUCACUGGAUUUUGCAAAAAGACAUUUAACUACCUCAAUUACUGCUUUAAAAAGGUUACAAAUGUUAGUUACUGCAGUGGAUCAAUUAAAAGUUAUGGCAAAGAUGAAACAAUAUAAAGAAACUUCACAGCUUUUACAAGCAGUUUUGCAACUUGCAUCAUAUUUCAAAUCAUACAAGAGUAUUAAACAGAUAGCCGAAUUAUCAAUUUCAAUAGCCACUUUUCAAAAUGAAUUAAAAAAACAAAUAUUUGAAGAUUUUGAAUCAAGUUUUGCUUUGGAAGGGAGUCUUGCGACUCAGUCGGCACUCCUUGGCGAUGCUUGUUUAGUCAUAGAUAUUAUGGGACAAGAUGUAAAAAACAAUCUUAUUAAUUGGUAUUGUGAGAAACAAUUAGGAGAUUAUAAGAGGAUAUUUCGAGGAAGCGAGGAGAUUGCAUCGCUUGGUAAUACUUCAAGACGAUAUGCAUGGAUAAAAAGAGUAUUGAAGAUUUAUGAUGAAGUGCAUGCCGAUAUUUUUCCUUUACAUUGGAAUGUUAGUGAAGUUCUUUGUAUCAGAUUUUGUGAAAUAACUGGGGAAGAUUUAGUGAAAUCACUUUCUCGAGCUAAAAGCGAAUUGGAUGUUAAAAGUUUGCUCAAGAAUUUACAGUUGACACUUGAAUUUGAAAAUCAAUUAGUAAAACGUUUCACAAAUAUGGACAAACCACCUCGAGCAUCAAAUACGGAAAAUACUUCAUCAAAAUAUAAUUUUAAUAAAAGUAUUUCGAUAGCCUUUGAACCUUAUCUUGGACUGUACAUUGAUGCCGAAGACAAGAAUAUGGCAGAAAUGAUUUCGACUUAUCGUAUGGAGGCAGUUCCUGAUGACGAUAACUCAACAUCCGUCUUGCAAUCCAGUAUAGAGUUGUUUUUAUAUUAUAAAGAAACGUUGGUUAAUUGUUCAAAGUUAUCAACGCGUAAGCCUUUCUAUGAUUUAUGUAUCGUUUUUUCAAAAUGGCUUCGUACUUAUGCCAAUGAUGUUUUAAUUGGAAGAUUGCCAAAGGAAGAACGUCGAGCUAUGACGCGUGAUGAAUUGAAAUUAAUUUGUUUAAUUUUGAAUACGGCAGAUUAUUGUUACAAUACGAUACCGCAAUUGGAAGAUAAAUUAAAAGAAAAGAUUCAAGAGGAGUAUAAAGAUAAGAUUAAUUUGGACGUUGAGCGAGAUUGUUUCUUAAAGUAA